Messenger RNA from Gracilinanus agilis (Agile Gracile Mouse Opossum), 2472 nucleotides. RefSeq names its product glutamate metabotropic receptor 2 (gene GRM2). The transcript is spliced from 4 exons. Gene Ontology annotation, cellular component: membrane. The coding region runs from base 1 to 2472 and encodes 823 amino acids. Gene Ontology annotation, molecular function: group II metabotropic glutamate receptor activity. Lineage: Eukaryota; Metazoa; Chordata; Mammalia; Didelphimorphia; Didelphidae. Gene Ontology annotation, biological process: regulation of synaptic transmission, glutamatergic; G protein-coupled glutamate receptor signaling pathway. The record is from RefSeq and is a predicted model, not a curated record.
AUGGGGCCAACUCUGCCUCUGCCACCGCUGCUGCUGCCGCUGCUGCUGCUGCUGUGGGGUGCCAGGGGUGGGGCCGAGGCGGGAGCCGGGAGUUCGGGCAAGAAGACCUUAAGCCUGGCGGGAGACUUGGUUCUGGGAGGGCUGUUCCCGGUGCACCAGAAGGGGGUCCCGGGGGCUGGGGGGAACGGGGAGUGCGGCGGCCCUGUGAACGAACAGCGCGGUGUGCAGCGCCUGGAGGCCAUGCUCUUCGCCCUGGACCGUAUCAACGGCGACCCGAGGCUGCUGCCAGGCGUGAGGCUGGGCGCUCACAUCCUCGACAGCUGUUCCACCGACACGCACGCACUAGAGCAGGCACUCGACUUCGUGCGCGCCUCCCUCAGCCGCGGCGCCCCAGGCUCCCGCCACGUGUGCCCCGACGGCUCCUACGCCAUCCACGGCGAGCCGCCCACGGCCAUCACCGGCGUCAUCGGUGGCUCCUACAGCGACGUCUCCAUCCAGGUAGCCAACCUGCUUCGGCUUUUCCAGAUCCCACAGAUCAGCUACGCAUCGACUAGUGCCAAGCUUAGCGACAAGUCUCGUUACGAUUACUUUGCUCGUACGGUGCCCCCAGACUUCUACCAGGCCAAGGCCAUGGCUGAGAUCCUCCGCUUCUUCAACUGGACCUACGUAUCGACUGUGGCCUCAGAGGGCGACUACGGGGAGACGGGCAUUGAGGCCUUCGAGCUAGAGGCCCGCGCCCGAAACAUCUGCGUGGCCACCUCAGAGAAGGUAGGCCGGGCCAUGAGCCGGGCCGCCUUCGAGGGUGUCGUUCGAGCCCUGCUGCAGAAGCCCAGUGCCCGAGUGGCUGUUGUGUUUGCUCGCUCCGAGGAUGCCCGAGAACUGCUGGCGGCUGCCCAGCGCCUCAAUGCCUCCUUCACCUGGGUGGCCAGCGACGGUUGGGGUGCCCUGGAAAGUGUGGUGGCCGGCAACGAAGGGGCCGCAGAGGGUGCCCUCACCAUCGAGCUGGCCUCCUACCCCAUCAGUGACUUCGCCACUUACUUUCGAGCCCUGGACCCGUGGAACAACAGCCGGAACCCUUGGUUUAGAGAGUUCUGGGAGCAGAAGUUUGGCUGUAGCUUCCGCCGGCGGGAUUGCGGGACCCACUCGCUCAAGACGGGGCCCUUCGAACAAGAGUCCAAGAUCAUGUUUGUGGUCAAUGCAGUGUAUGCGAUGGCCCACAGCCUGCACAACAUGCACCAGGCCUUGUGUCCCAACACCACUCAUCUGUGUGACGCCAUGCGCCCGGUCAAUGGGAAGAGACUCUACAAGGAGUUCAUGCUCAAUGUCAAGUUUGAUGCGCCAUUUCGGCCCGCUGACACCCACAAUGAGGUGCGCUUCGACCGCUUCGGGGAUGGCAUUGGCCGAUACAACAUCUUCACCUACCUCCGUGGGGGCAGCGGACGCUACCGUUACCGGAAGGUGGGCUACUGGGCUGAAGGCCUGAGCCUGGACACCAGCCUCAUCCCCUGGGCCUCAGCCCAGGGCGUCACCCUCCCCGCCUCCCGGUGCAGCGAGCCCUGCCUGAAGAACGAGAUGAAGAGCGUCCAGCCGGGCGAUGUGUGCUGCUGGCUCUGUAUCCCGUGCCAGCCCUACGAGUAUCUGCAGGACGAGUUCACCUGCACAGACUGUGGCUUGGGCUACUGGCCCAAUUCCAGCCUGUCCGGCUGCUUCGAGCUGCCCCAAGAGUACAUCCGCUGGGGCGACGCCUGGGCUCUGGGGCCGGUCACCAUCUCCUGCUUGGGCUCUCUGGCCACCCUCUUCGUCCUGGGCGUCUUUGUUCGCCACAAUGGCACCCCUGUGGUCAAAGCCUCGGGCCGGGAGCUCUGCUACAUCCUCCUGGCGGGCGUCCUGCUCUGCUAUUCCAUGACCUUCGUGUUCAUCGCCAAGCCCUCCACGGCCGUGUGUGCCCUGCGACGCCUGGGCUUGGGCACCGCCUUCUCCGUCUGCUACUCGGCUCUGCUCACCAAGACCAACCGCAUCGCCCGCAUCUUCGGCGGCGGCGCCCGGGACGGAGCCCGGCGGCCCCGCUUCAUAAGCCCCGCCUCCCAGGUGGCCAUCUGUUCGGCCCUCAUCUCCGGCCAGCUGCUCAUCGUGACCAUCUGGCUGCUGGUGGAGGCACCCGGCACUGGCAAGGAGACGGGGCCCGAGAGGAGGGAGGUGGUGACCCUGCGCUGCAACCAUCGCGACUCCAGCAUGCUGGCUUCGCUGGCCUACAACGUGCUGCUCAUCGCGCUCUGCACCCUCUAUGCCUUCAAGACCCGCAAGUGUCCCGAGAACUUUAACGAGGCCAAGUUCAUCGGCUUCACCAUGUAUACGACCUGCAUCAUCUGGCUGGCCUUCCUGCCCAUCUUCUACGUCACCUCCAGCGACUACAGGACACAAAUGAAGGAUGCUUGGGAGCUGAAAAAUGCAGACCUGGUGGUGGGUGGCUGA